Molecule: messenger RNA, 2275 nt
Organism: Capsicum annuum
Lineage: Eukaryota; Viridiplantae; Streptophyta; Magnoliopsida; Solanales; Solanaceae
Product: protein NRT1/ PTR FAMILY 7.3
Exons: 5
Coding region: 124-1926 (600 amino acids)
Biological process (GO): transmembrane transport
Cellular component (GO): membrane
Molecular function (GO): transmembrane transporter activity
Source: RefSeq, a predicted model, not a curated record
UCAUUCACUUGCAAUUUUACUCACAAACACUUUUCUUUUCUUGGUUUCUUCUCUCAAUUUCCACCAUUGAAAAAAACUCAUUAAUAUACCAAAUAUUAUUUUAAGCAAAUAAUUUGAGUCAUUAUGUCAAUGGCUUGUUUGGAACUCUCCAAAGAGGUGAAAUUGAAAGGGGAAGAUAUCGAGUGCACCAAGGAUGGAAGUAUUGAUUUGAAAGGAAAUCCAGCAAUAAGAGAAACAAGUGGGAAAUGGGUGGCUGGAAUUAUGAUACUUUUGAAUCAAGCUUUAGCAACUCUUGCAUUUUUUGGAGUUGGAGUGAAUUUGGUGUUGUUCUUAACAAGGGUGUUGAAAGAAAACAAUGCUGAUGCUGCUAAUAGUGUGAGCAAAUGGACAGGCACUGUAUAUAUUUGCUCACUUGUUGGUGCUUUUCUUAGUGAUUCUUAUUGGGGAAGAUUCAAAACUUGUGCCAUUUUCCAAGUCAUAUAUGUAACUGGCCUGUCAUUGUUGGCAUUAGCAUCACAACUUUACUUGGUGAAACCUAAAGGUUGCGGAAAUCGAACGACGCUAUGUGGAGAACAUUCAACCAUGGAGGUUGGUUUAUUCUACAUCUCUGUGUACAUGAUUGCCUUAGGAUAUGGUGGUUAUCAGCCGAAUAUUGCUACAUUCGGAGCUGAUCAGUUCGACGAGCAGCAUCCGAGUGAGUGUUCAUCUAAAGUAGCCUUCUUUAGCUACUUCUAUCUGUUCAUGAACCUUGGAUCACUCUUCUCCAACACCAUUCUAGACUACUUUGAGGAUGAGGGUAAGUGGGCUCUUGGCUUUUGGGCGUCCGCUGCAUCUGCCUUUGCAGCGUUGGUGCUCUUUCUCGGAGGCACUGCUAGGUACAGACACUUCGCGUCUAGUGGCAACCCUCUUUCCAGGUUUGCUCAAGUUCUAGUUGCUGCAACAAAGAAGUGUAAAGUCGAGACACCAGAAAAUGAAGACGACUUCUAUCAAGGGGAAGUCGACGAUGACACAACUGGUGGUCGAAAAAUGCUACACACUCAUGGCUUCAAAUUCUUGGACAGAGCAGCAGUGGUGACAUCAAAGGAACUCGACAGCAAGGAGAAGAGCGUUCACAACCCGUGGCGUAUCUGCCCUAUUUCACAAGUUGAGGAAGUUAAAUGCAUAUUGAGGCUGCUUCCAAUUUGGCUAUGUACGAUUAUCUACUCUGUAGUUUUCACGCAAAUGGCCUCGCUCUUUGUCGAGCAAGGUGAUGCGAUGAAAACUACGAUAGCAAACUUCAGGAUUCCAGCAGCAAGCAUGUCUACCUUUGACAUCCUUAGCGUAGCAGGCGUCAUAUUUCUCAACCGCAGAGUUCUUUAUCCGCUAGUCAAAAGGUUUAAGAAGUGCAAGGAUGAUGAUGCCGGACUAACUGAACUUCAACGGAUGGGUAUCGGACUAGUCAUAGCAGUGAUGGCUAUGCUUUCAGCAGGAAUCGUCGAGUGCUACAGGCUAAAGUAUGCUAGUAACGAUUGCAAACACUGUGAAGGCUCAAGCUCUCUUAACAUCUUCUGGCAAGUCCCUCAAUAUGCUUUUAUAGGAGCUUCGGAAGUAUUCAUGUACGUAGCACAACUAGAGUUCUUCAACGCGCAAGCGCCUGAUGGACUCAAAAGCUUCGGAAGUGCACUAUGCAUGACAUCGAUAUCAUUGGGGAACUACGUGAGUAGCUUUCUCGUAAGCAUAGUAAUGAAAAUAUCAGCAACUGACAACAUGCCUGGAUGGAUACCGGGAAACCUUAACAAAGGUCAUUUAGACAGAUUCUAUUUCCUGUUAGCUGGUUUGACGCUAAUAGAUUUGGCUGCGUACAUUGCAUGUGCUAAGUGGUACAAGAAUAUUAAGCAUAGCGAAAAGAUACAGGAACUCGAGGAAGAGGACAAGUUUGAAGUCUAACGCGUACCUGAUAUGAAUCAUAACGUAGGCAUGUUUUACCAAAACCAUAUGAAUAAGAGGAAGACGUGCAUUCACCACAACAUUUUGUGUAGAGUUUAUGACUGGUACUCGGAUUUCCUCCCAGUGCUGCGAAAUUCUCCCGGGAGCUGGACUACUCUCAACUUCUAGGUCCAUCGUUUUCUCGUUGUAACUGCAUUUGUUGGUUCUGUCAUAUUAGUUCUAAAUUUGACAAGCAUUCUGGAUUGACAUGUAAAUUGGUUGGUUUAUCCUGUAUCAAAGAAACUGUCGAAAAGUACUGUUGUACCCGAAAACUCCAUGUAUUAAAAGAUCUCAUUAACUUCGUAUGCAA